AAAAGGAACAAAUGUCAAAAGGAUUUCUUCUAUUCCAUUAGUCACUUUUCCCCAACAAAUUUUCUGAAAUCCAAAACAAACCCAGAAAUCUCCACCAUGAAAGGAAUCAAAUUUCUCACUCUGCUACUCAUCAUCUUAUCUCUGUACAGACAAUCAGCAGCAGCAGAAGAAGACACCCCAGUAAGUAGAUUUCAAACCUAUCUGAGAUUCAAAACAGCUCAUCCAAACCCAGAUUAUUCAAAACCAAUUUCAUACUUAACAUCCCAAGCUCAAUCAAUUGGUCUUAAAACUACAAUCUUCGAAUUUGCCCCAUCAAAACCACUUCUUAUUAUCACUUGGGUGGGUUCAAAUCCAUCUUUAUCAUCAAUCUUAUUGAAUUCUCAUCUUGAUAGUGUUCCAGCUGAACCAUCAAAAUGGAUACACCCACCUUUUGCAGCAACUAAGACAGAAGAUGGUAAAAUCUAUGCUAGAGGUGCUCAAGAUGAUAAGUGUAUUGGUAUGCAGUAUCUUGAAGCAAUUAGGGAGCUGAAAUUUGUUCAAGGUUAUAGUCCAGUGAGGACUGUUCAUAUAUCUUAUGUUCCUGAUGAGGAGAUUGGAGGGGCUAAUGGAGCUGCUAAGUUUGCUGGGUCGGAUGAGUUCAUGGGUUUGAAUAUUGGGUUCAUGUUGGAUGAAGGUCAAGCAUCUACUAAUGAGAAAUUUAGAGUUUUUUAUGCUGAUAGAGCAAUUUGGGGGUUGAUUAUUAAGGCAUCAGGUAUGCCUGGACAUGGGUCUAGGAUGUUUGAUAAUAGUGCUAUGGAGAAUUUGAUGAAGAGUGUUGAAAUUAUGACUAAAUAUAGAGAGGGGCAAUUUGAUUUGGUUAAAGCUGGAUUGGCAAUGAAUUCCGAAGUUAUAUCGGUGAAUCCUGUGUAUAUGAAAGCCGGUACUCCUUCUCCUACGGGUUAUCAAAUGAAUAUGCAACCUUCAGAAGCUGAAGCAGGAUUUGAUAUUCGGUUUCCACCUACAGCGGAUCCUGAGCUACUGAGAAAGAGAAUCGUUGAUGAGUGGGCACCACAUCAUAGAAACAUGACAUAUGAGUUAAGUGUGCAUGGGCCCAUGAAAGACCACAUGGGGCGUCCUAUAAUGACAGCAAUUGAUGAUACCAAUCCAUGGUGGGGUGUUUUUAAGGAAGCCAUAGUUUCUGCUGGUGGAACACUCUCUAAGCCUGAAAUUUUGGCUUCCACAACUGAUGCACGUUACAUCAGAGAGUUGGGAAUUCCUACUUUUGGGUUCUCCCCAAUGACGAACACUCCCAUCUUGCUUCACGAGCACAAUGAGUACCUAGAGGAAAGCGUCUAUUUGAGAGGAAUAAAGAUAUAUGAAUCCGUGAUCAGGACAUUGAGUUCCUUUGAAGGAGCAAACCACGAAUCAACCUAGAGCCGUGCCCAAAAAAAUCAGUUAGCCCUCUGGAUAAGCUCUCAGGAAAUCAACCCAUCAGCCAUAAACUAAACAAGUGCAAUCUGACCAUCUUCUUCUGUAAAGCAACUUCUGAAACUAUGCAACGGUAUGGGUUGGCUAUUAGUCCUGCACCUGUAUGAUUGAUGUAAGUAACAGUCCAUAUUACGGGAUUCUUAUAAGGACCAAGCAAUUACUCAAAAUAUUGUUGUGCUAUCUUCUCAUGCUACGCUGACAAAUAAAUGGGCCUGCUGUUAGUCCCAUAAUCAUCAUGACCACCUUUCACAAUAGAUUGAACACUUCUCCCUCCAUUGUCUGUAAAAUAUGGUUGUCAUUUAAGUGUAUUGUUUUCUGUUUCUGUAACCUUAAUAAUCCUGUAAUGUCAUGGUUAGUUUACAAUUUGAAACAACAGAAUGCUUUGCAAACA
Papaver somniferum (opium poppy) is the source of this 1858-nucleotide messenger RNA. Its product is annotated as aminoacylase-1B-like. Gene Ontology annotation, cellular component: cytoplasm. Gene Ontology annotation, biological process: amino acid metabolic process. The transcript is spliced from 5 exons. The record is from RefSeq and is a predicted model, not a curated record. Gene Ontology annotation, molecular function: aminoacylase activity. Lineage: Eukaryota; Viridiplantae; Streptophyta; Magnoliopsida; Ranunculales; Papaveraceae. Bases 97 to 1413 code for a protein of 438 amino acids.